CUCCCGCAGGGCGACGUCACGAUGCAUGCCCAGGCGUGGGCUUGGCGGCUGUUCUGGCUGCUGGUGAGCGUGAGUCUCGUGGCCCCGGCGUGGGCGGCCCGAAGAAGGGGCGGAAGGAAAGGUCGCAAGAAGGCAGAGGCUAGGGCCUCGCCCAUCCCGUCUGCUGCUCGGAACGCGUCCGAGUCUCCUUACGUAGACCAGCUGGACGCUCUGCUGGCGGACCUAGGGGGCAGCGCCGCCGCGGCCUUCAAGGGCCAGAUCUGCCCCUACGCCCGGCAGCCGAGUCCGCCGCAGUUGUGCCUGUCCCCCCGUCAGCUACUUUCGCCCGAUCCGACCAGCCCCGAUUGUCAGCCGGGUUUCGCCGCCGAUUCCGUCCGAUUAGUGGGGCCCCCCAUGUCCGCCGGUUGCGCCGCCGACUUCCCGUCCGAUUACGUGGCCGAGCCCGCACCGAUCGCAUGCCCCACCGGUCCCGCCGGGCCCCCCGGCCCACCCGGGCCCCCUUGCACCGGCCCCCCAGGUAGGCCCGGCCCCCCCGGCAUCGGCGCGCCGGGUGCCCCGGGGCCGCCUGGCCUCACGUCGGGCUGCAGCGGCGGCGAGUGCGGGGCCGUGGCCAGCUGCGGCAACGACAAGUGGUUCAGCGUCAUCAUCGGCAUGAUCAAUAGCAACCAGUGCUGCGGAAAGGACUGCCAAGUAAGGGACUUCUCUUGA
Penaeus chinensis is the source of this 708-nucleotide messenger RNA. Its product is annotated as cuticle collagen 13-like. The transcript has 3 exons. The record is from RefSeq and is a predicted model, not a curated record. NCBI's taxonomy places the organism in Eukaryota, Metazoa, Arthropoda, Malacostraca, Decapoda, Penaeidae. Bases 22 to 708 code for a protein of 228 amino acids.